GCACGACCAAGAAGCCUACAGCAACUCAUCGCGGAGGACAGGGAGAAGUAUGUACGAGCUCGCAAGUUGCAAGAUGCUAAGGAUCUCAAAUCAAAACGCGACGCUCAAAUCAAAGCCGAAAAUGACCAAAAGAAAGCGGACAAGGAGAGGUCCAAGCGAUACAACAAAGAGAAAAAGAAACGCCAGGCUGAGGAGAAGAGAAACAAUAUGAAAUGGGGCGGAAUUGUUCGAGGGUUUGAUCCCAAUGCUGGUCUUCUUCGGUCUGCUGCUAGCGGGGAAGUUUUACGCUCUUCAGUAGCCAGGCGUGGAAGAGAUCAACAGUCUGAUGACUCGCUCGUUGAUAUACUCCAUCCCAAGCUUGACAAAGGCCAGACGUGGGGUGUUGAGCAUGGAUCACUAGGAAAG
Exophiala aquamarina CBS 119918 is the source of this 405-nucleotide messenger RNA. RefSeq lists its product as uncharacterized. The annotation marks the transcript as partial. The transcript has a single exon. The record is from RefSeq and is a predicted model, not a curated record. Lineage: Eukaryota; Fungi; Ascomycota; Eurotiomycetes; Chaetothyriales; Herpotrichiellaceae.